Molecule: messenger RNA, 513 nt
Organism: Fusarium venenatum
Lineage: Eukaryota; Fungi; Ascomycota; Sordariomycetes; Hypocreales; Nectriaceae
Source: RefSeq, a predicted model, not a curated record
AUGUACGAGUAUAUAAAUGCUACAGAGGAUCCAGGCUUCUCUACGCUUGAGGUUAAUCACCGCGGUGAGUUCUCUACCCUCCAAGUCAAGCCAGCGGAGGGUAUCGAGCCCUUCAAUGCCCCCGCGUCAACUUCACAGAAGUACUCAGAAGAGCUGUCACGGCACGAGACAAAAAAGCCCUGGUGGAGGAGGUACUGGCUUGUUAUUAUAGUGUUCACUCUUUUGGUAAGUGGGGGAAUAAUUGGUGGUGCCGUGGGCGGGACACUGGCCUCUAAAAAGGAGGCAGAUGGGAAAGACAAUGUUGCUGAAAAUGCUACAAUAUCAAGGCAAGACACCAUGAGCGUCAAAGCCUGUAACAUGCUGAUAAGUUCUAAAAGUCACGACUCAACAAGCACAACACCAACACCGAGCCGUGCAUCUUCAAUCACCUCAACAUCGACCACCGCAUCUUACCCAACCAUCAUACCUACUGCAAUACCUGGUCCAACAGAUGUACCCGACGAUCCAAUCUAG